UAUUUUUUGGACAUAAACAAUAACAGGACCAAGUGACUGGAAAUUCAUGAACGACAAAGUCAAGCCCAAGUUGCAAUCGGAACACGAAGCAGGCUACAAGAUUGUGUUUUUCACCAACCAGCGCGGCAUGGAGAAGGAUCACACCUCGCCAGAUGGUUGGAAAGGGAAAGUCAAAAAGAUCAUCAAUGAGCUGAAUAUUCCAGUUCAGGUCUUUGUUGCUACGGGCGAAAACGACAUGCGUAAACCGGGCACCAAAAUGUGGGACCUGAUGGUGAAAGACCACAAUAAAGGCAUCAAGCCCGACAUGUCGGAGUCCUACUACGUUGGCGACGCGGCCGGCCGAGCCAAGGAUUGGGCUCCGGGCAAAAAGAAGGACUUCUCAUGUGGAGACCGGAUGUUUGCGGCAAAUGUGGGCAUCAAGUUUAUGACACCUGAGGAGUAUUUUUAUGAUGAGAAGCCCGCCCCUUUCAGUUGGUAUUCCAUCGAUCCGGCAGAGGUGAUCAAGACUUCAAAGGAGAAGCGCAAGGAUAGUUAUCACUCAAAGGACAAGGAACUGAUCAUCAUGGUUGGCAUUCCUGCAUCGGGCAAGAGCAGUUUUGUCCGGAAGUAUCUCCUGCCCCACGGCUAUUCGCACGUCAACCGUGACACGCUAACCCCAGCAAAGUGCAUUGCGGCGACGAAGGAAGCCAUCAAAAGUGGGAAAAGCGUGGUCGUGGACAACACGAACCCUUCAAAGGCAGCCCGGUCAGAUUACAUAGAUCUCGCCAAGAAUGCCAAGUACAAGGUUCGCUGCUUUGUGGUGGAUACCCAGGAGAUAGCCCACCACCUGAACUACAUGCGGCAGACGCAGACCAACGGCAAAGUGCGCCGCAUCCCCAAGGUCGCCUACAACGUCUACAAGAAGAACUACGAAGAGCCCCAGAAGGCCGAGAAGAUUGACGAGAUUGUUAAGAUCCCGUUUGAGCCCACGUUUGAGGGAGCUAAAGAUAAAGAGCUGUUCCUGCAGUGGACUGGGGAAUAAGGUAAUAAGAUCGUGGGCAAUAGGCUGUGUCUGUGGCUGCGGCUUGCCAUUACACGUUUGUCUAUGGACAGUGAUGAAAGUGACUUAAGCCGCUUCCAAUAGACAGUACAUUACUGUCAGUCGUAGCCAAGUAAUUCAGACAUAGCCAUAGUUCCAUGGAAGCCAUGGCCAUUCACUAGAUGCUGGAAUUAAUGUCCUGCCAAUAGUUUCUAACAGUGUUGUAGUACUCAUACUUGGUACUCGUACUCGAGUACUACUCGAGUACUUUUUUCAGAGUACUCGUACUCGAAUGUCAAAGUACGCGUACUCGACAUGUCGAAAUU
Messenger RNA from Patiria miniata (bat star), 1344 nucleotides. RefSeq names its product bifunctional polynucleotide phosphatase/kinase-like. Gene Ontology annotation, molecular function: polynucleotide 3'-phosphatase activity; ATP-dependent polydeoxyribonucleotide 5'-hydroxyl-kinase activity; double-stranded DNA binding. Gene Ontology annotation, cellular component: nucleus. NCBI's taxonomy places the organism in Eukaryota, Metazoa, Echinodermata, Asteroidea, Valvatida, Asterinidae. The record is from RefSeq and is a predicted model, not a curated record. Gene Ontology annotation, biological process: DNA repair.